UAUGUCAACACCAAGUGUAAAACCAAAACUUGUAUAAACUUUUGGAAGAAAGAAGAAUGCUGUUGCCAGUGCUAGCGUUAGAGAAGGAAAAGGUAUAAUUAAACAAUAUAUUACAAGGAAUUGUCAAAGUUAAUGGUGCUCCUAUCGAAUUAGUCAACCCUGCCCCCUUGAGAUAAAAAGCUCUUGAGCCACUUUUAUUGUUAGGCUAAGUCAGAACAGGCAGACUUGAUAUCAGAGUUACUGUUAGAGGUGGUGGUACAACUGCUUAGAUCUAUGCCAUUAGAUAGGUAGGAAAUAUUAAUUAAUAAAAAAGGCAAUCAGCAAGGGUAUUGUAGCAUACUAUUAAAAAUACAUUGAUGAAACAUAAAAGAGAGAAAUCAAGGAUCUUCUUUUAUAAUAUGACAGAACUCUUUUAGUUGCUGAUCCAAGAAGAUGUGAACCACGUAAAUUUGGUGGUAAGGGUGCUCGUGCCAGAAGAUAAAAGAGUUAUAGAUGACUU
Paramecium pentaurelia is the source of this 499-nucleotide messenger RNA. Lineage: Eukaryota; Ciliophora; Oligohymenophorea; Peniculida; Parameciidae. The record is from the annotation of a GenBank genome assembly.